GGGAGCAAGAUGGCGAUUCCGGGCAGGCAGAAUAUUGUUCUGAGAAGCCACAGACAAGGGUAUGGGCUUAUUUUGCCAAAGAAAACACAGCAGUUGCACCCUGUUUUGCAAAAACCAUCAGUGUUUGGGGAUGAUUCUGAUGAUGAUGAUGAGACCUCCGUGAGUGAAAGUCUUCAGAGGGAAGCUGCUAAGAAGCAGGCCAUGAAACAGACGAAACUGGAAAUUCAGAAGGCCCUUGCAGAAGAUUCCACUGUGUAUGAGUAUGACAGUAUUUAUGAUGAAAUGCAAAAGAAAAAGGAGGAAAGUAAUCCUAAAUUGCUUCUGGGAAAAGAUCGAAAGCCCAAGUAUAUUCACAACUUACUAAAAGCAGUUGAGAUUAGAAAAAAGGAACAAGAAAAGAGAAUGGAAAAGAAAAUACAGAGAGAAAGAGAAAUGGAAAAGGGAGAAUUUGAUGAUAAAGAAGCAUUUGUGACAUCUGCAUACAGGAAAAAACUACAAGAAAGAGCUGAAGAAGAGGAAAGAGAAAAGAGGGCUGCUGCACUUGAAGCACGUUUGGAUGUAACCAAGCAGAAAGAUCUCAGUGGAUUUUAUAGGCACCUACUAAAUCAAGCAGUUGGUGAAGAGGAAGUACCUAAAUGUAGCUUUCGUGAAGCCAGGUCUGAGAUAAAGGAAGAGAAAACACGGGGUUACUCCGAUGAAGUAAAUUCAGAGAACAGAAUAUCACAUGAGAAAUGCAUUCUCCAGACUGGUGUGAAAGAAGAGGAAAACCCAGAUGCGGACAGUGACUUUGAUGCUAAGAGCAGUGAGGAUGAUGAAAUGGAAGAACCUAAAGUGAACUGCAGAAGGGCAAAGGUCACAGAGACCUCAGGGAAUGACUCCAGGCACCACAGGAAUCAAAGUCACUCACAGUCAUCUAGUGAAGAAAGAGGACAUGGUGCCAGACACCACAAAAAAGGUUCCAAGUCACGAGGACAUGAGAAAAGGGAAGAUCAACACCAAGAGAGGCAUUCAAGAGAUCAGGAGGAUCAUUACACUGACCGUGACUACCAGAAAGAAAAGGAUUCUUAUAGGCACAGGGAUGCCAUUCAUAGAGAUUCCCACUGGAAGAGGCAUGAACAAGACGAUAAACUGAGGGCAAGGGACCAAAGAGAAAGAAAUGACAGAGAAUGGAAAAGGGAGAAAGACAGGGAGAAAUAUUGUCCAAGGGAACAAGAAAGAGAAAGAGAACGAAAUGAUCAUGACCGACACAGUGAGAAAGAGAAGGAAGAGAAAAGCAAAGAAAAGGAAGAACAUAUGAAAGUAAGGAAGGAAAGAUAUGAAAAUAAUGAUAAAUACAGAGAUAGGGAAAAACGAGAAUUAAGUGUUCAAUCUUCAGAAAGAAAUCGAGAUAGAAAGGAAAGCAGCCCAAAUUCUAGGGCAAAGGAUAAAUUUCUUGACCAAGAAAGAUCCAGCAAAAUGAGAAACAUGGAAAAGGACAAAGAAAGAAACCAAGAGAAACCCUCUAGUUCUGAAACGUCACUGGGAGCAAAACACAGACUCACAGAGGAAAGGCAAGAAAAGGUUAAAGAACAAGAUAAAGAACAAGAGCGACCACCUGAGGCAGUGAGCAAGUUUGCAAAGCGGAACAGCAAAGAAACAGUAAUGUCAGCUAGAGACAGGUACUUGGCCAGGCAAAUGGCGCGGGUUAAUGCAAAGACCUAUAUUGAGAAAGAAGAUGAUUGAUGGCUGCCCCAAUAAAAAGAUCUGUGGAAGCACAAAAAAUUGUAACUUCUGAAACCUGCUGUAUAAAACCAUUAAAAGAGUAUGUUAACAUGGCUGGAACAGUAUUUUUAAAUAUAUUUUCAAAAUUUUAGGUUUAAAUCAAAAGUCAGUCCUUAUAUCUUGAAUGUUAGGCUAAAUUUAUUUAUAACAUGUACUUAUUGAUACCACAUUCUUUGUUGGAUUCAAGAACCAUAAGACUGGGCUAAGUCUCUGUAGUUAAUGGGGAAAAUUAGCUCCAUGAUGAUUAAAAAAUAAACUCUUAAUAAUGUUUUGUUGCAGGAGCUAUUUUGUUUCUUAAAUACUGUAUUUCAGAUAAAAUAUGUGGACAAUAAAAUAGAGAAUACUGUUAUACUUUAUGUUCUGAAAUUUGUAUUAAAAUGUAAAAUGUGGAUCAUUUAUGAAAAUAACUUACAGCAUAGUUGGCUUAAGUGAAAAUAGAAUGAAAAUAAAAUGCUUAUACAUUUUA
Messenger RNA from Carlito syrichta (Philippine tarsier), 2227 nucleotides. RefSeq names its product nuclear speckle splicing regulatory protein 1 (gene NSRP1). Lineage: Eukaryota; Metazoa; Chordata; Mammalia; Primates; Tarsiidae. The transcript is spliced from 8 exons. The record is from RefSeq and is a predicted model, not a curated record. Bases 10 to 1722 code for a protein of 570 amino acids. Gene Ontology annotation, biological process: regulation of alternative mRNA splicing, via spliceosome.